GUUGAGUGUCGAUUAUGCGAACGUCUAUAGUGAAUUUGGACAGCUAGUCACUCACCUGUCAGUGGAAUAAUAACUCGGAUUUCUACCCUUUGAUAUUUUUUUUUGACUUUCACUACUGAAGAUUCAAUUGGAAAUUUCAGCAAGGAGACUGCCUGUUUGAUUCUUUCCCACAUUUUCAAUCGAAGGAUCAUUCUACCAAAGGACGGCAAACAUCUUGAAGAUUUCUUUUUAGCCUGUGAGCACCUUGGUCUUUAUCAAAGCUUGCGAAAGAGCCACGGCCGCUCUCGACCCUGCUCCAAAUUUUGCCGUAAAACAUCCUCCGCUACUUUCAGUAGCCAAAAAACAAAUUUGCUGCUCCCAGAACUGUACUCUGAUUUCGACACAAUUCUAUAAUGCCCGGGUGGGACGAUGGGAACGACCAAACUCUGACUUACUCGUCGCAGAAAGGCCACGAUUAUAGCUCGGACUACCCAAAUACCAUUCUGAAAUCGGUCAAAGAACAGGAAGCCCAGUUUGCCCAGCUCACCAGAGAAUUUGAGGCUGACAAGUUAAUUGCGGCCAACCAGAUUAACCGUAGCAGAGUCGACUCGGACACUGCUACUCUGAAUAGUAUCAGCGAGACAAACGAUUCGUUCUCCUGGCGGCGCUCUGCCGGCCAGACGGAGUCUCACAUGGACGAAGGCAGUAGCUUCGUGGUGGACGUGCCUUCCACUAAUCUGCUUGAUUCUUGUUUAAGAGAAUUAGGAGAGAGGAACGUUGAAGAUCCCAACAUGGAAUCACUACAGUAUUCAGAUCCAUACGCCAGCCCAUACGGCAACACAACCAGAUCACUGUCACAUGACCCGUAUGGGGGCGGAGACUAUGCUCCUCACCCGUACGAUGCAGGAUCACAAGGCUAUGAAAGACAAUCGGAUUACGGAAGCCCGCAUCACUCCAACUACCAGGAAUACCCUCCGUCAGAGAGCGGGCAGGGGGGCUAUGGGUACGCAGACCCCCCUCCACCUUCUAAUGAUGAUUAUAAUGGCUACAGCAGUGACACCAAACCAAGGGAUAGUUUUAGAGAGGUGGACCCGAGGGUGGUGGAGAUGGAAGAUCCCUACGGUACCAGGGAUAGAUUUGAUGGUGCUGGUGAUGAUGUGCCCUACCGUGCUCCCUCCCCCAUCGGACCGGAUCCUUACAGCUCACUGCCAAAGACAGAGGAACCCUACCAGUCAUCAUCAGGAUACAGGGAGUACGCCCACACCCCUCCACCAGCAGUCAUCUCCCCAAUCCAACCCACCCCUCCCUCGGGGGUCGAUGACUACGGUAACCCCUGGGACGAUUACCCCUUGACCUCUGACCCCGAGGUCGCCCCAAGCGAUGCCGGCCAGGAAGCCUCGGGGGUCAACCCCCGCGAUAACUACGACCAUCCCCGUCCUGCGACCAGCCCGGGCCCAAAAGAGGACCCGUACGUGUCGUCACGGCAGCCUUACGAUGAUUAUGACACCGACAACAGAGGUCACGACCCUGACCUUAACGACAGGUCGCCGGCCGGUACACUCGAUAGGACGCCCUCACAUGAUCCGUUCAUACCCCCAGAAAAAGUUCUUGUAGCUGAAUUUGUGGAAAACCAACAGAGUGAAUUUGAGCCUGACAGCCAAGGUGAUGGCAAAUGGAGGGCCCCUGACCUACAGGAAGUGAUUGAUUACCUGGGUCAUCCUAACCAGUCCAUUGUGGCACACGCAGCAGGCUACAUACAGCAUCUCUCCUACCAGAACGAUGACAUCAAAAGAAAGACAAGGGAAAUGGGUGGUAUCCAACCUUUGGUCGGGUUGCUUGGCAACCCCGUACCCGAGAUCCACCGCACAGCGUGUGGCUCGUUGAGGAACCUUAGCUACGGGAAAAAACACGAAGAGAACAAAGUCAAGAUCAAAGCUAACGGUGGGAUACCGGCCCUUGCCAGGCUGCUAAGAACGUCUUCAGAUACAGAGACCAAAGAUCUUGCUGCAGGAACGUUAUGGAAUCUAAGCUCUUCUGAGCCUUUGAAGAAGACUAUCUUGGAGGAUGCCCUGAGUGUCCUGGUGAACAAUGUAUUAAUCCCAGAGUCUGGAUGGAAGCCUAGCGGCAACAGUCCUUUCAAGCCCGCCGACGAGCCGUGGACUAAAACUUUCAUCAAUGCCACGGGCUGUUUGAGGAAUGUGAGUUCAGGUGGGAUUGAAGCCAGGCAUCGGAUGAGAGAGUGUGAGGGUCUGGUAGACAGUCUACUCCACGUACUCAGCUCGUCAAUGAGGAACAAUGACAUGGAUAAUCAAGUUGUGGAGAACACCCUCUGUAUCCUGAGGAACCUGACGUUUCGUAUAGCGAACGAGGCCAACCACCCGGACGCCAUCCCCCUACGCAGCAACACAUCGUCCAAUUUCCCCGACACCAUGCCCAAAUCACAACAGAAGAAGAGUCCACAGAGCGGUUCGUUGAUCUGUUUUGGUGGGAGUAAGAAGAAAGACGCCCAGCUAGCUUCGAAUGGAACGGCAGGCAAAACUGGCACCUGGAACCCGUCCCAGCCGAUCCCUAACCUGAAGAAGGACGUCAAAGGUAUGGAGAAGCUCUGGCAACCAAGUAUCAUCAACCCGUAUCUCAUUGUACUAUCGGAGUGCUCUAGACCGGCCUCCUUGGAAGCAGCCGCUGGAACGAUACAGAAUGUGACAGCCGGAGAAUGGCAGUGGGCAAUGUAUAUCCGCGCUGAGAUGAGGAAAGAGAAAGGUCUACCUAUCCUUGUUGAGCUUCUGAGGAUGAAGAAUGACCGUGUGAUGAUCGCCGUUGCCAAGGCCCUCCGCAACCUCGCUAUGGAUCCAAGGAAUAAAGAUCUCAUUGGCAAGUAUGGUAUGCAGGAUCUUGUAGAACGUCUCCCAAGCUCCACCAGCAGUAGACGAUCGGCCAAAGACAUUUCUAAUGAAGGCGUCGUCGCUGUCCUGAACACGAUGACGGAACUGGUUACGAAGAACCAAGAAAAUGCAAAAUCCUUGCGGGGUGCAUCGGGUAUUGAGCGUCUGGUCUCUCUCACCAAAACCAACGGUGCUUACCCAGCGUCAGUCAUCAAGGCUGCUUACCAGGUGCUACAUGCCAUGUGGGCUUAUAAGGACAUGCGUCCUCAGUACAAGAAGGACGGAUGGGAAGAGAAGUUCUUCCACGCCUCCAGCACCUUCACGACGCUCCCCAGGAAAACGACAGUUGAUGGGUCCCUGCCGCCGACGGCCAGCGAGAGCAAGAGCGAACCGACGAGCAGGACAAACACGGUCCAGAGGCAUACUAGUAAAACCAACAGUUACGACAUCAGCCAGCCCACGAGACCCGCCCCAGAGCUAAGCGACGCCCAUCGCGAUGAGGCUCCUCCCGCUUUUGACGACCCAUACCCAAUGAAUACAGAGAAUCAACCCAUGUAUGACGAACGAUCCGUUGAUAGGGACUUUGCUGCAGAGGAUGAUUUGAUGCAGCGCCUAGAACCCUAUGCUAGAGAAAGCAUAUCCACAUACAAUAGUCAAGACCGAUUAGCUGAUAACAUGAUACCGGGAGAGGAGAUUCCCAUGCAGCCGCUCUCCUCAGAUUACGCUGAUAAUCCUUACGCCAGCACGGGCCGGAAAUCCGCACCUAUCGGAGGAGUGUCUGUCUAUGGAAGGGCCCCAGAACCGCAAGUGGAGCAUUCAAACUAUGCCUCGGUGAACCAGUCGAUGAGCCAUGACUCCUACGACCGCAGCAAAGACUACGGUGAUUACAGUACUGCUCAGCACGUUCAGCUCCAGGCCCAGGACGAACCGGCAGGUGACUCAUGGGUGUAAGACCGCACCCCUCCACCGACCACGCCCCCCUUUUUUGUUUACCCCAUCAAGGAUUGGCACUUUCUACUUUAAUAGCAGACCUAUAUUGAGAUGUUGAUGUCAGAUUAAGAAUAGUGUAUAGAUCGGAUUACUGCUUAACAUCCCAAGCCCAAGAUAAACAGACAGGGGACUAAUGGGUGUAAAAGUACACCCCUCCAUUGACCACGCCCUUUCUAUAUCCCAAGAUGGAUUGGUAUUUUCUACUCUGGCGUAUUUCAGUCAGCUGUGGUCCAUGACCGAUGAACAAUUUGGAAAGCAAGGAAGUUGAAUUUCAUCGAGCUGAAUAUAACUAUGAAUGUAGGAUUUAUUAAACAUGUACUUGAAGUACAGUGAAACCUGUUUACAGUGACCAUCCGAGGGGAACACAAAAUCUUGCCUUUAUAGCCAGAUGGCUGCUAUAGACAGGUUCUUAUACACACAAUCUAUCUCCAUGGGAAUCGGUUUUAAUGGUCACUAUAGGUAGGUGGCUGCUAUAGACAGGUUCUUAUAUAGAAAAUUUGCCUCCAUGGGAAUCGGUGUUAUUGGUCACAAUAGCCAGAUGGCUGCUAUAGACAGGUUCUUAUACACACAAUCUGUCUCCAUGGGAAUCAGUUUUAGUGGUCACUAUAGGCAGGUGGCUGCUAUAGACAGGUUCUUAUACACGCAAUCUGUCUCCAUGGGAAUUGGUUUUAGUGGUCACUAUAGGUAGAUUGCUGCUAUAGACAGGUUCUUACACACACAAUCUGCCUCCAUGGGAAUCGGUUUUAGUGGUCACUAUAGGCAGGUGGCUGCUAACACAAGUUUGACUGUACAUGUACUUACAAAGUUGUAUGCUUAAAUGACCCGUAUUCAGUUUAUCAUUUGUGUAGAGUUUGAAAUUUUGAGGAAAAUAAUUUGACGAUUGACAGUUUUCUGUACACUAAUACAUGUAUAUCAAGGUGGACAUUUCUUCCUGCCAUGAAUGUAUAUAAUGUAUUCAGGAGUGGUUCCCGGAACUGCUCAUAAUAGGAAUAAAUUUUGACAGCAAAUAUAAUUACAUCAGAUUUGAAAAUUCAGAAUGGGAAUUACUGUCACUGCUCAUCAAAUUAUGACCGUGUUUUCCCAGUCUGUAAGCACUGACUCGAAUAUAACACUUUAACCAAUUAUGCAUGUACAAUUCACUUCUUGUCCUAUGCUGAAAUACAUGUAUAAUAUUGUAUUCAAUUCAUAAUAAAUAGCCCAUUGUGGUCUAGUGGUUCGGACUCUCGCCUUUGAAACAGAGGGUCAUGGGUUCAAAUCCCAGCCAUGGCGUGUUUUCCUUCAGCAAGAAAUUUAUCCACACUGUGCUGCACUCGACCCAGGUGAGGUGAAUGGGUACCCGGCAGGAGUAAUUCCUUGCAUGCACUGAGCGCCGGUGAUGGUAGCUCGAGCUAAAGCCGGGGUAAUAGUAGCAGCGCUUUGUAUCCUCAGGCAAAAGCACUUUAUAAAUCCAGCUAUUAUUAUUAUUAUUAUAUGGAUGGGUAUUAUAUAACUGCUGCUAUGUAGGUUCUUAUCCAAUUCUGAGGAGUCUAUUAAGUUCCGCUGUGCAUGUAUUUUAAGGAAUUCCAUUUUCCAAAGCCCCUUCAAUCUUUCAAAGUUCGAGUUUAGCAAAAAACAAUCACUAAUAUUACUUUGAAUUUUUGAAUGACCGUCGUUCAAAUCAUGGCCUGGUUAUAUCUACGUGUAUAUUAAUGAUCCAUAAGGUUUAUAUAGUCUAGUAUGGUGCACAUGCUUGUCAACGUAUAGAGCUGUUUUAGUUCUCCUAUGAUCAAUGCUUCCAGCACUUGAAAGUAUUUUAAAAAAAGAAGAUGUCUCGAGGCCAAUGCUAAAUGAUAUCUUACUUCUUUUGUUAGGUCAUAGGCAUUCACUGUCUUCAACUUUUUUUCAGUAAUGUGUGGAUUUUACAUAUGUAUUUUUGCUUCUUUUGGGAGUAAAUGCCCCUUUCCACCAUGCAAUCAUGAUUGUUUUCAUUUUUUGGUUUUCGCACGUUAUAGAGAUCGAUAUGUAAUAAUCUACAAGCUAAAUCAUGCUCAUCACUUUGCUCGUUAAAAAAAAUGGAUAUGCCAAAUUGCCCCAUCAAGGGACUUGCACUCUUUGUUAA
Molecule: messenger RNA, 5949 nt
Organism: Lytechinus pictus (painted urchin)
Lineage: Eukaryota; Metazoa; Echinodermata; Echinoidea; Temnopleuroida; Toxopneustidae
Product: splicing regulator ARVCF-like
Exons: 30
Coding region: 393-3812 (1139 amino acids)
Biological process (GO): cell-cell junction assembly; cell-cell adhesion
Cellular component (GO): cytoplasm; adherens junction; nucleus
Molecular function (GO): cadherin binding
Source: RefSeq, a predicted model, not a curated record